This is a messenger RNA of Papaver somniferum (opium poppy), 756 nucleotides long. RefSeq names its product thioredoxin O2, mitochondrial-like. Bases 1 to 501 code for a protein of 166 amino acids. The record is from RefSeq and is a predicted model, not a curated record. Lineage: Eukaryota; Viridiplantae; Streptophyta; Magnoliopsida; Ranunculales; Papaveraceae. The transcript has 7 exons.
AUGGCGAGAAAUUCAUCAUCAGCACUACUUCGAAGUCUUCUUCGUUCUCCAGAUGAAACCCUUGUCUUCUUUUGCUUCAACUUGUGUUCCUCUCUUUUCUUCCCUCUAUUUCUCUUCAGCAGCUCGAUCUUCUGUUCUUCUUCAUCAUCUAGUGCAUCUAAUUUUGUCGUUAUCAACUCAGAACAAGGGUUUAACAGUUCUCUCAAGAAAGCUCAAGAUGAUAACUUGCCGGCAAUCUUCUACUUCACUGCUGUCUGGUGUCCUCCAUGCAAACUAAUUUCUCCCAUCAUUGAAAGUUUAAGCAAGAAAUAUCCACACGUGAUGACCUUCAAAGUCGACAUUGAUCAGGAGGAAAUCCGGAAGAAAUUAGAGGAACUGAAUAUUAUGUCUGUGCCAACAAUUCACUUCUUUCAAAACGGGAAAAAGGCUGACGAAAUGGUGGGUGCAGAUGUUGCACGACUGAACCAAAUUGUGGAAAGGCUUUACAGCACCAAGAACUAAUCAGUUGUCUAUCCCCCAAGUUUAAGCUGCUAAGUAAAGACGGAGAUGAGGUUUGGAGUAUGUGUAGCACGUAGUGCUGCCAUUACUGUGUUUUAAAGUUUUUGUUUUAGAAACUUGAAGAGUAGUUCAGUAGAAAUGGUUAUAAAGGAGGAAAGCAAGGAUUUUAUUGUUUUAAACAGUACCUGCUGCCAGUUUUUUCUAGUCUUCUUUGUUCUCACACAGUUAUAGAAGAGUUUAUUUACAACAAUUUUCUCA